Girardinichthys multiradiatus is the source of this 4050-nucleotide messenger RNA. RefSeq names its product F-box/LRR-repeat protein 3-like. The record is from RefSeq and is a predicted model, not a curated record. The coding region runs from base 313 to 1617 and encodes 434 amino acids. Gene Ontology annotation, biological process: SCF-dependent proteasomal ubiquitin-dependent protein catabolic process; positive regulation of protein ubiquitination. NCBI's taxonomy places the organism in Eukaryota, Metazoa, Chordata, Actinopteri, Cyprinodontiformes, Goodeidae. Gene Ontology annotation, molecular function: protein binding. Gene Ontology annotation, cellular component: SCF ubiquitin ligase complex. The transcript is spliced from 6 exons.
UCACUAUAACUGCAGCGUUCUGAUCCGCACAGCAACACAAACGCCAUCUUUAGCCGACAAAGUGCUGUACCGAGGCAGAGUUGUGACUCAAAACUAGGUCAGGCGCCCGGAAAACCCGAAGACUUUUGGAAAUCUCCCGUCGGAAGCCUCCUGAGUUGGUGUUCAGCAACGACCGGCCACACCGUGCUGUCGUAUGGUCCAAUGUGUUUGAUCGCUCGGCCAGCCCGUACGCAGUUUUAUUUUGUCGGUCCCGGUUGACGUUGAGAGUGAUCCCUUGUAAAUAAACCGCAAACAGUGGAGCUGAAAGCCAGAAUGAAACGAGGUAUCCAAGAGAAUGAGCAGGAGGAAGGAGGAGGCCCCAGUGGGGGGUGUCAGAAGACUAUCAGAUGGUCAGCUGAGCACGGGGGAGAGAAAGAGCUGGAAGAGGAGGGAGCCAGCUGGGAGUGUUUGCCGCAGGAGAUCCUGCUUCACAUUUUCCAGUACCUCCCACUGCUGGACAGGGCUUAUGCUUCUCAGGUGUGCCGAGGCUGGAAUCAGGCCUUCCACAUGCCAGAGCUGUGGCGCUGCUUUGAGUUCGAGCUGAACCAGCCAGCCAGCUCCUACCUGAAGGCCACACACCCGGAGCUCAUCAAACAGAUAAUCAAAAAGCACUCCAACCACCUACAGUAUGUCAGCUUUAAGGUGGACAGCAGCAGAGAGUCUGCAGAGGCAGCGUGUGACAUCCUCUCUCAGCUGGUGAAUUGUUCGUUAAAAACUCUGGGACUCAUAUCCACGGCCAGGCCCAGCUUCAUGGAGAUGCCCAAGUCUCACUUCAUCUCUGCACUGACGGUGGUUUUUGUCAACUCCAAGUCCCUGUCCUCCCUGAAAAUCGACGACACGCCCGUAGAUGACCCCUCCCUCAAAGUCCUGGUGGCCAACAACAGCGACACUCUCAAGCUGCUGAAAAUGAGCAGCUGCCCUCAUGUUUCACCUGCAGGCAUCAUGUGCGUGGCCGAUCAGUGCCACGGCCUGAGAGAACUGGCUCUGAACUACCACUUGCUGAGUGACGAACUCCUCAUCGCGCUCUCCUCAGAGAAGCACGUUCACCUCGAGCACCUUCGCAUCGACGUGGUCAGCGAGAACCCAGGCCAGCAGUUCCACACCAUCAAGAAGAGCAGCUGGGACGCAAUGGUGCGCCACUCUCCCAAGUUCAAUCUGGUCAUGUACUUCUACCUGUACGAGGAGGAGUUCGACCCUUUCUUCCGCGACGAAAUCCCCGUCACGCACCUCUACUUCGGCCGCUCCGUCAGCAAAGACGUGCUGGGCCGCGUAGGGCUCACCUGCCCCCGUCUGGUUGAGCUGGUGGUGUGCGCCAACGGGCUGCGGCCGCUCGAUGAGGAGCUCAUCCGCAUCGCCCAGCGCUGCACGCAGCUGUCCGCCAUAGGCCUGGGAGAGUGCGAAGUGUCCUGCAGCGCCUUUGUGGAGUUCGUUAAGAUGUGCGGGGACAGACUGAAGCAGCUGUCCAUCAUGGAGGAAGUGCUGGUUCCGGAUCACCGUUACGAGCUGGACGAUAUCCACUGGGAGGUGUCAAAGCAUUUGGGUCGGGUCUGGUUCCCAGACAUGAUGCCUACAUGGUAGAGAGCCAGAGAACGUGAACGUCUGGUCAGGGUUUUUGUGUACAGAUCCCCAUUUUUACAGGUACAACACAAGAAGAAAUGACAUCUCUCUGCAUUUUUGAUCUCAUUUGUUUUUAAUUCGAUGUAGCAUUCAUUAGAAUACCAACUCGCGGAUGCAUGUAUAUAAUUUAAUCACUUCUCUCAUUUAGCAUUUUCUUCGCCUUGGUCCUUCAGACCUGUUGUUAUUUAUGCAUCAUUUCCCAGCGCAAACUAACAGGUGAAUCUGGAAUCUGUAGGGAAUUAGAGGAAUUAUGCUCCACACAGACGUUGGUCCACAUCUGUGCUGGUGACAUGCGGGCAGAUAUUUUGUGUAUAUAUGAACAUACAGUAAAUAGUUUUUGCCUUAUAAGGGCAUGAGUACAAUCCUUUUAAUAAAAGGAAGUAACUUCACAGAGAUGAAUUCUACUAAAACAAUCAUAAUUGUUGUCAUCACACUAAAUGCACUAUGUUUGUGAAGUCGAUCGGUGUGGGAAUUUCUCUAAUCAUCUUUGUCACCGCUAAAAAGGGAAGACUCCAUGCAUUAGAAGGGGGUGAUCAGCAUUAUAAGCUAGAAUGUUUUUGGUUAAUCGGUGUGUAUUAAUAUGUGUUAUUGUCUGUGCUAACUUGUCUUUGUAAAGAGGCCGUGUCUUUGUGUGAUCCAAACUGGGUGGCGGCCAUGAGGCAGCAGUCUGGUAUGCAGCAGCAGAGGUGGAUUCUGUCUGGGGAGAAAAUCAGAGCUUUCCUUCAUAUAGCGCUAUUUCCUGUCAGCGAAUGUCCUAUUUCACUAUUAUUUUUGUGUUCCUCUCUCUACGUGAAAAAGCCUAAAGAUAGGCCUAUCUCCUUUCUUAAACAAUGACUGGCUGGCCAUGAGGAUCUUGUAAAUGUAUAUAAAGUUUUAACACAUUUUGUUUCAUCUGUUAUAAACUUUAAUUUCUGUACUGUCUGACUAAUUCUCCUGUUGAAACUUUAAAGAAAGAGGUGUUUAUAUUUAAGAACAAAUCCAGACAUAUUAUGCAGGACAGUACUUGAACAUUUAAUGUAUAACUUUAAAGCACUUUUUCUCUAAUGAGGGUCCCACACUUGGCAAAGCAAGCUUUUGCAGCCGAAGUGGUAUUUUUUUCAGUUGACAGAAACUCUCUUGGUAAAUAACUUUAUUAUUAUUUUGAGUUUUUUAAGUCUUAUUUUCAUUUUUUUCAUUUUAAGUUCAAUGAGUGGAACUGUUAAUUUAUUAAAAUGGAAUGAAAUCCCUUUGGCAAAAAAACCUUGCCUUAUAACAAUCAUAUAAUGCACUAGCAUAAUAAACCACAGAUCUCUACCUAAGAAGGAUGGACUAUGUUUCGUUUUUUUUAAGUUUAUGUAAGUUUAAUACUGGUAAAGGACAUAAAAAAGGGUGACUGUGUUAUGAAUCACUGAUAAGAUGUAUGGAGGUUGUUAAACUCUAUACAGAAAUAUAUUUAACUACAAAUCCUGGUGAUGUAGUCAUUUUAAUUUGCAUUUGCAGAAGAAAACCCAUAGAAAUGUUGUGGGUUAAAGAAACCGCAAUAUAUUUUGGUUUUAUUUUUGUAAGAAGAGGAAGAAAAUCUAUUAAAAUACUGAAUUAUGAAGAUAGAACCGUUGAAUUACCUACGAUAAAGCUAUUAUCUAUGCAAAUUAAAAUAUGCAAAAGUCAGAAACUGCUGCAUCUGACUUAGUGAUGGGAAAUAUGGCACCAACAAAAGAGAUGCUGGUAAAAAUUAUACAAAGCACUAAAAAAACUUUAAAAUCUUGAUUUUUGUUCAAUUCUAUUUUUAUCAAAUAAAAUGUCAUUGUUCUUCGUUUCACAAGACGUAAUUACUUGUACAUUGCCCUUUUCUUUUGCGUAAAAUGAUGCCGUCCCACGCAGUGCUUUUAAAAAAUAUAUAAAUAUAUCAAAAUAUAUAUAUAUAAUUUAUAAAAUGUGUAUAUCCUGAUCAGAAUGAAUAUUGUGCAAUCAUUUAUCAUUUAACUGGAUGUGUGAAUGUGUCUUUAUUAUGUUAAAUGUUCUUGAAUCUGUAAAAACUUUAAAUAUCCUGCUGCUCUGUUAUACAUCCAUCCUGUGUUCAUUUGUUUUCCUCCCUCAUGAUUUGUAACAUUUGCUAGAAGACCCAGUCUUUUACUGACAUACCUUUAAACCAUUUUAAUCUGUAAUUUCUAAAUACAUGCCAUCUGCUGGUAAGUGUGGUGCAUCUAUCAUUAUGAGGAUGAUUAUUGUAAUCUUCUAAGCAUAGGAAGGAGAGCCGCCCUUUCUUUUGAGAGUUCAGCUGUGUUAAGUUAUAUUUUCUCUUGAUAAAGCUGUAUAAAACUGAGAUUUAUUUGAAAGUAACUUGUUACUUUUUUUUUUCCAAAGCUGUACAAUAUUAUAGUUUAUAGUGUCAAUAAAAAUGCCUGGUAAAACAUA